Triticum turgidum subsp. durum (durum wheat) is the source of this 807-nucleotide messenger RNA. The record is from the annotation of a GenBank genome assembly. NCBI's taxonomy places the organism in Eukaryota, Viridiplantae, Streptophyta, Magnoliopsida, Poales, Poaceae.
AUGUCGUUAAUUUUCUUCUUCUUCUUCUUCUCCCUCCCCCUCCACCACGCACUGGACCCAGAGAGUUUACUCAAUGUUGAGUACAACGUCUCGAGCCAUUCGUUCACCCGCGUGUCUGGCCUUUUGUCUAGGCAGUUUCUUGCCCCGAGGCGGGCUUUUUUUCAAGCCCGUCCCAACCGGUUUAUCAUGAUAAAUAUGGUUGACAACGUGCCUGGGCGUACAGCCACCCUCGCCCUGUGCGACGAUGACCUGUACGUCCCGGGCUUCAAAGACACCACUCUCCAGUGGAACCAUUUCAAACGAUUCGAGCCAAUCGUGCCUGGCUCCAGGGAACUGCCCUUUGAACACGAUUACCCAAACCUUCUUCCCUUGUUCCCAAACGGCACCAAAAGAUCACACAUAGACCUGUAUGAAGUUCCCUUGGGCAAAGCCGCCACCUUACGUGCAUUCCGGACGUUGGCGAGCUAUAAUCCUGGCACCACGCCAAGGCCGCACCUUAGAUCCGCGCUGGUAACACUAAUCGUCACCUUUUGUGAAGGACACAGAUUUGACCAGCUAAACAGACGACUGAAGAACGAGUGGGACAACCCUAGACCAAUCUACAUGCUUGAAGAGGAGGCACCGUACGUUGUGCAAUGGGGCUCGCUGUCUCGUGCGCUCCAAUGGUGGGAGGAGAGUGGUUGCAAAAGUUGGACCAAGGACAAAGACGACAUUAGAGAAUUCGACAAGAUCCAUGCCAACAGCCCCCUGGCAGCUAGAGAUGUGCUGCUCUUCUUACAAAGGACCAGGAACUUCAAGUUACAGUGA